This is a messenger RNA of Paramuricea clavata, 6946 nucleotides long. NCBI's taxonomy places the organism in Eukaryota, Metazoa, Cnidaria, Anthozoa, Malacalcyonacea, Plexauridae. The record is from the annotation of a GenBank genome assembly.
AUGGGAAAUGAACAGGAGAAAGACUCAUUAAUAAAUGAUGAAGGUACUUUUCUACUUAUUACAGUACGUUGAAUGCAAGGGUCUUGACUGUUUGUAACAAUUACAAAUUAAAUUACUUCAAAGUAAACUUCUCACACAUUGCAUAAAUAGGAGCUGCUGCAUCACCGGUCACAAACUUGAAAGUUAUAAUAUUUAUGACACAAUUGUUGUCUUCACAAUUGUUCAUUCAUUACAAAAAGUGAUAUUUUCAGUAAGAUACAAAUAUUUUCAGUGUUAAAGCAAUAGUAUAUGUUUUAACACCCUAUUUGUUGCCCCCAAGAAAUGUGAGGAAACUGUUUAUUGUUUGGGGUUAUACCACAGGAGGCCCAGGCUCGAUUUGCCCGCGCCCGCCUGUGCCUUCCUUAUAACGAGGGAAGGAAGGAAACAUUGAGACCAAAAUAGCCCAGACUUGGCAUAUGUCACACGAAACUAUCCUUGAUUUUUCGGCUUUAAUGCAUUUCUUUCACGGUUAAUCGACAUCCCCUGCAAGAAUGAUACCGUAUAACUCUCAAAACAACGAUGCUUUAAUGAAAGAGCUUAAAUUGGCUCUGAAAUCCGUGAGGGAAUAACAAAAUUCGGCCAAAAUAUAUCCGCGUGCCGGGUUUGCUGGACAAAAAGCGGAAGUCGUUGAACAACUCAAAAUACACUCAACCCUGAUUGGACAACGAAAAUCAACAAACAUUUCAAACUUUUCUCCACUGGGAGGGGGGAUAGUACUUGGAACAGUACUGUCAUAGGCGUACCGGGCGGGGGGGGGGGGGGGGGGCGGUAGCCCCCCCCCCCAGUUUUUUGGGCAGUCGGGCAAUAUUCGAUCAACAGUCGGGCAAUUUUGGUUUGCAAUAAAAAAAAGGGACAAAUUCUGUAAAUUUUGUCUAAAAUUAAGUCAUUUUUUUGGCAAAUUUUUUGAUUUUUCGAAAAUUUGUGUUAUGUUCCGAAAAAGAAUGGUUGUCCGGAAAAUUUUUUUGACCCCUAAAAUGGUACACUGACCGAAAUUUUUUUGAUAAAGUCUACUACAAGUCGAUUAUAUGUGUUACUGUAAAUAUAACUGUAACUAUAACUAUAAUUUGCCAAUGCCAAGUCUGGGCUAUUUUGGUCUUAAUGUUUCCUUCCUUCCCUCGUUAUAAGGAAGGCACAGGCGGGCGCGGGCAAAUCGAGCCUGGGCUUCCUGUGGUUAUACAGUACCAGUUGCCACUUUUCAAAACUAUUACCAUAAUACCCUGCAUAUAAGCACUCUGCAGAUAAAGGCGCCUGUGCUUGUAUCCGAACAUAAGUGCAUGUGCCUAAUUAUUAAACUAUCAAAAAGGAUGCGACAACUGGCGGCCAGACCCCAUAUGUGUCGUUCUUGGUAUGAGAGUCAGGUAUGCCGAUAAGCAAAAUUGUAAUGUAUGCAUAUAAAAUGUGAAUUUUUACUCCAAAAUUUUUCCAGAAAUGAAAAAUUAACCCAUUGAGUUGCAUUGCAUCCCAAUGUACCCAAUUCUGUCUAAUGCCAGACAAUUUUACUUGUUAAUUAAGGGACAAGUCAUUAUUAAGGCCGGGUAGGGGGCCGGAGGAAAUUUUUAUGAAUAGCAAAAAUAUUUCAUGACCCCUUAUUUUUCUAACAAAAUCAUUUUAUCCCCCCCCCACACCUUAUUGAGGCAACAUAUUUCACCCCCCCUUCCCUCCCCCCACCCCCAAUUCGGAAUUAAAUGACUCUAAGUCAGUUUCGUAAGCAUUUUUCCUGCCCUCAUACUCAGUUUACUUGCAGCUGUAAAGAAUAUUGUAAAUAUUGAAAAUGAUAGCCAACUGGUGGACAGGAGUGACUUUAGUUUCACAAUAGACACAAUAGACAAUUCAGACUUUAUACCUGAAAAGUUGUUGGCCCUCAAACAAAAAACCCACACAUUAGGCAUAGUCUUUUACUAAUUGAAAAAACAUUUGUGUCUGGUGGAAGCAUUAUUUUGAAGAGAUGGCAGAAGAGACUGUCAACAACAUGCAGAAACAGAACAUGCCAAAGAGGUCCACUGUGUUAAAAAGCAUAAAACAGGACAACAACUGUCAAUUGAAUCUUGCAUUUGCAAAUACAGUGCAUGACCCUUCAGACAAAUUCUACGGUGAUGAUGAGGAUGACAAUGUCCAUAUACAGUAGCUAGAACACAACUUUUAGGUUCAAUAUACUGGGCAUUACUGUUCAAUGUAUGUAUGUAUACUGUAUAUAUCCAUUACUCUUUUGAUAUUACAUGUUACAAACUAUUCCACAGAUUUUAUUUUUUGCCCCCCCCCCUUAUGUUCAAAAUAUUUUCUGCCCCCCCCCCCCCUUUACUGGUCAAAAUUUUUUUGUGGCCCCUCUAAAUUUCCUCCGGCCCCCUACCCGGCAUUAAUAAUGACUGGUCCCUAAGGGGAGAGAGCUGGCCCUCAAUGGGUUAAUCAAGACUAUCUGCCCACAAUGUUAACCCAUUGAGUUGCUUUGAGGCCCAAAUUAUGAACCCAACUUUGUUAUUUUACUCUGUCUAAUGCCAGACAGUUUUACUUAAAGAGAGCACUGCCGCCACUCAGUGGAUUAAGUGUUACCCACAUGCAUAACUGCUAUGUUCUUCCUCUCAAAUAGACAUCCUUGCCGAAGCAAGUGGUAGGAAUGAGACGGGUAAAAAAUGCAACUCAAUUCUAUUAACAACUAGUUAGUAUUAGUAAUACAUGUUAAUUUUAGACAUAGUUGUAAUAAAUGUGAUGUUAUAAUAAUCACAUCCUUCUCCAAUACAGUAUGUUUAUGAAAGAAGUCAGAAUAUGUUUACUAUUCCAAUGGUUACUGAGCUUCGGAUGCAAAGUAUACAAAAUUUAAAAUUUAAAAUCUAGUAUUAUAUGAGUAUCCAGGAUGUAUAGCAAAUUAUGGGCACAGAGAAAUUUAUUUAAAUUAUUUUCCAUUUGCAUGUAGACUUGUUUCAAAACAACAUAAAUCAAAUUGCCUCAUUUAAGGGAAUGUUUUGCCUAAGAGCAGAUUACUAGACAAUACUAGAAUAUUGUGAAAAGAAUUUUUCUACUAAUUUUAAAGAAACAUAUAAUGUUGGUGAAAUCACCGCAAAAUUGGUAGCGAAAGCAUUUUGGAAAGAAGAGGUCAACCAAGAACUUUCAGACUUGGGAAUAGAUGAAAAGUGGACUUUCGUGCCUAAUGCAGCCGGGUGCUUGAGUGGGAACUAUGAUGAUGCCAUGGAAUAUGCAAAUAAGCAUCGCAGUCACAGUAUAUAUUCACAUGAUUGCUCUGACUUGUGCAAAAAGAAAGGUAAUAUUCAGUACAUAAUAUGAAAAAUGUACCUGAAAAUGUAGCUAUAUAGACAAUGAUGGCAAAUUAAUACUCAUUUGUGGAGUAAUUAUAGACAUUAUAAUAGAUUACAUUUUCAUCCAAUUAAUUAUUAAUCCUUAAGCUGCAAUGGAUCCCAUUGAACCCUACUUCACUCUGUCCAGUGCCGGAUUAUUUGUUUUAAAUAUCUGUGACAGCGUAGAUAUACAGUAGUGCCCAAUCUCUCAACAAAAGGGGCUUUGCUCGAAACGAGUCAAAUUAUUUUACUCUACUGUAUUUAAUAACAAGAUGAUUUUUCUCAUCAAGAUUCAUUGUAAUACAGUAGUUUAAACAAUGCUAAUAUACGAAUGUCUCUUAUUCAUUCAAAAAGCUGCACAGCAGCCAGGGAUGCUGGGCAAAGCACUAUAAUUAUCUUACUUUCGCUACCACCACAUGAUUUAGUUGUCAAAGGGACAGUAACUAAUUGUGCAUUUAAGGUUAACUUUUGUUGCAUACAUGCUUCAAUGUGCAUUCAUGCUAGUGCUGUGCAAAGGCUAGCUAGUGCUACACUCUCCUAAUUUGCCCUAGCUAUUUUAUCAUUUUCAGGUCAAUGGGAGAGUGCUGCCACUCAAUGAGUUAAAUUAAUGAGUCUACAUGCUCUAUGUAUUUAGUACUAAGGCCCGUUUCAUACGCCGUACUUCACAUGUGCCGAAUACAUUAAAGACAAUAGAUAAUGAGCUGAAAUGCCUCAUUACCUAUUGUUUUUAAUGUAUUCGGCACAUGUGAAGUACGGCGUAUGAAACGGGCCUAAGUGUUUAUAAUUUUUGCAUUUAUUACCUGUAGGUUGUGGUGCACUAUACGUGGCUGAUGGCAAUUGGAAACUUAGAUAUGCGCAUUGUAUGUGGAAAGUUCCAGUUGUGAUUGAAGGAUUUGGCAAGAUUAAUUAUCCAUCAGUCUGUCCUUUAACACCGGUUCGUGGAAAGGCCUUUUGUGAUGCCCAUGUGAAAGUUGCAGAAAAACAACAAAUUAAGACGGACUUGAGAGAAUUUUUGAAGUCAUGUGGGUCAAAUGAGAAUGAUUGCUGUGAGACUGACAGUACGUAUGUAGUGUACUACUUGUAUGUCUAAUAGUGUAUGUACAGUAUACAAACAAAUCACACAUAAUUCAUGAAGUUUAAUACUAGUAUCAUGCUGUACUGAACUAACAAAAUAAGACUAUUGGACAAGUAUCCCAAUGGUUGCAGGUUCGAUUCCCACCAUCGUCAGGCAAAAACGUUUCUUCAGCUUGCACGGCACACACACAGAAUAACAUCAGGCCCACCAGUGACAUCAAUGCAUGACGUAUUUAAUUGUUUUUAAACUGAGGGGGUCACUUUUUAAUUGAUCGAUCAUUUGUAAUGCAACGCAGGGUUGUGGUUGUGUAUAGUUUUUAGGAUUUCCACUGUUUUUUUUAUAUUUGUAAUAGAAAUGGUUUUACGAAGCCAUGACAAAAUGGAGGAACAGCUCGACAAGUUGGCAGAGUCCAGUAAUGUGAAUGCUACAACCUAUCAAGGUAAAAUUUCAAUUCUCAAGUUUACGAGCAUAUAUGCAAAUGUUUCUUUUGGAAUUGUUUAUUGUGCUCAGGGGUGUCAGAACUAUGGAGUGGCUGCCCCUUUGUCCUUUUCCCUUUUGGGGGCGGCCUGAAACUGAAAAAUAUGUGACAAGGGGCGACCCCAAUUUUUUAAUACUUUCCUGCUCAUUUUUAAUCUCACGCCUUUUUCGUAUAUCCCACAAAAUGUUUCGCCUUUUUUAGUUCCUAUAAUCGUUGUUUCCAUAGUUUAUUACGUAUAUGCAGUUCACCAUAGCGGGCAUAGGAGUCGGAGUAAAUAACAACCAUUUUGAAUAGUGGUCCUCUAAUUAUUUAGGCUACACAAUGUCUUACACCAAUACUUGUCUCAUUACCUAUUUUACGCCAAAAUUUUUUUCAAUAUUUGGUAUUUAGGCCAAAAAAAAAAAUAUGUGGGUUUCCGGUUUCUUCUUAUAAAAACUUAGGUAGGGUAGGUCGGUUUUAACUUUUUUUUUUAAACUUUUUUUUUAAUUUUCCGAACAAGCGGACGCCAUUUUGUUUAUUCAGUGCUUCCACAUCCAAAGAUAAAUUUCCCUAAUAUUUCCUCAAAUUUCAAUUUUCCACAAACUUUUUCCUCUAAGUGGAAACACUUACAAGCAUGAUCCAAUAAAAAAGUUUAGGGUCGGGAUUUCGACGUCCAAAAGCUAGGUAGGGUCGGGAAACCGGAAACCCACAUUUUUUUUUUUGGCCUUAUCACACUCGCCCCCCUCCUUGAAGGCUUAAAGUUCAGAAUCUUUACCUUGAAUGUAAUUUGUUAUUUGCAGAAACAAAGUAAAAAUCUACAGUACAAGAACUUAUAAAUUUAGCAUUCCAAAUUUAUAUUAUUUAUUUGUUAUAAAUGUGUAGAAUUUCGUAAACCGGUUUGACAAUUUUUUAUAUGCGAGGUUCGGACUUGAGAUUCGGAACCCAAUCUUUUGAGGUUUGUAAUAAAUUUUACCAGAAGAUCUCCUUCUUUCGUGUUUCGCGUAUUUCACCUGCCAUUGGAUGGGUGAAGAUUUACAUGUACCGUGUUAAUUAACGAAUUUUUUGUUAUUGUACACAACAAAAUUUAUAAUUUUUAAGGGACUUCUGACUUCCUUGAAAAGUAUCAUAAUGCUAUUGAUGGUGCGAAUAGUGAUCAGAUAGAGGACAUACAGUGCAACAAAGAUACUGGAGGAAAGACGACUCUACACAGUUGGUCCAGAGGUUCAAUGUGGAUCGUUACUGCAGGUGGAAUUAUAGAGUACUUUCAGCCUUUGUACAGGUUAGUUUGAACUCGUAAAAUGUUUUCAAAAUAAAUUUUAAUUCAUUACAAAUUAUCAUAUAAUUGUAACAAAUCGUGUACGUGACACACUGGAAUAAGUGAAGAUCUCGGAACACUCCAGCAACGAGAAAAAUAAUUGCAUUGUGUUUUCUCAAUAUUGCAUCAGCUACUAGGUUACCACUGUACUUUCGUUAUCUAGAUCUACAGAUCUCCCCCUCCUUGUACAAAUGGAUUUUUAAACACAGUAUUAUUGCAACAAACAUUUCAAAAUAAUUUUCAGUUUUCUUCCAUUAAGGUCAGAAUCUCCAACUCAGGCCUUCGUCAUAUUUAUGUCUUGGCUUUUGUUAAAAUUUAAGCCCAUGAUAGAAAAUGGCUUGGAUAAUGAAGAGGUCACGAAGGCCAUUGAAUCAACAAUACUGUCCUACGACAAUAUGUGCCACGUGGAUAACAUGAAGAUAUGUAGACAGGACCUAACCCUUCCUGCACCACUAAACCUUUCAUGGAAGCUUCUUGGUAAAGUUAUUGACAGGCUUCACCUGAGAAAUCACAAAGACCCAAAAUGCAAGAAAUAUUAUGAUCCAGAUGGGAAAGUGCCUAAAGAAUUCAACUCUAUGGCAGCAGAGCAAACGUUUGUUUGGGCAAGUAGGAUGAAAAAAAUAGUUUGUGCAAUGCCGCGACUACAUCAUUUUUUUUACGUGCAUCGUGCAAUAAAAAGGCGUAAUGCUUACACUCAGAGAUGCUACAAAUUAAACAAGAACCCUGUCCUUCCCAAAUUGAGCAAGGAUCAUUACACUUCAGACAUCAAUUAG